UGGUGCGCGGUGCAUGCCGGGGCAGCUGACGUCUCGGGACUCGGGCAGACAAACCGCCUCCAUUAUCCGAGCUGGGCUGGACAAACUCCCGCCGCCGUCAGCCGCUUUGGGCCCGUGAACGGUCUCCCACAGCUCCUCCGGGCUGCCCCGGACCUACACAACACCACCAGCCAUGUUCAAGUGCAUCCCCCUGUUCCGUGCCUGCAACAGGCAGGUGGAAUAUGUGGACAAGCGACACUGUAAUCUUAUGGUUGUACCUGACGAUAUCUACCGAUACGCGCGGACUUUAGAGGAGCUUCUCUUGGACGGCAACCAGAUCAGAGAACUUCCCAGGCCUUUUUUCCGAUUGAUGAACCUACGGAAGUUGAGCAUCAGCGACAAUGAACUUCUGCGUCUACCUGGCGAGAUUUCCAACUUUAUGUCGCUCAUGGAGCUCGACUGUUCUAGAAACGAUCUACCAGAUAUCCCAGAAAACAUCAAGUUCUGCAAGUCCCUGUCUGUUGUGGACUUCAGUGGCAACCCCAUCGCAAAAUUACCGGAUGGUUUUACCCAGUUGCGAGGGCUGCGGUACGUGGCGCUCAACGACAUCUCACUCCACAAGUUACCCGGAGACAUCGGCAGUCUGUCCAAUUUGAUAACCCUGGAAUUGAGAGAGAACCUCCUGAAAGUGCUGCCCACGUCUCUGUCAUUCCUUGUGAAGUUGGAACAGUUGGAUCUCGGUGCCAAUGAACUUGAAGACUUGCCGGAGACCCUCGGAGCAUUACCAAACCUCAAAGAGCUCUGGUUAGAUGGAAACGAGAUCAAAGAACUCCCUCCGGAAAUUGGGCACUUGAAGAAGCUGAGCUGUCUGGAUGUGUCUGAGAACAAGCUGGAGUUCCUUCCAGAUGAGAUAGGGGGCCUCGUUAGCCUGACUGAUCUGCACCUGUCACAGAACUGUCUGGAGGCCUUACCUGACACCAUUGGUAAGUUGAAGCAGCUUGCCAUGCUGAAGGUGGAUCAGAACCGGAUCCUGGUGUUAACGCCAGACAUCGGCAGCUGUGAGAGGAUCCGGGAGCUGAUCCUGACAGAGAACCUGCUACAGGAGAUCCCACCAACCAUCGGCAACCUCAAGGAGAUGAUCAACUUCAACGUGGACAGGAACAGGCUGCUCAACGUGCCUGAUGAGAUCGGAGGCUGUGUAAAGCUGGGUGUGCUGUCCCUCAGAGACAACAGACUGACCAGACUUCCCAACGAGCUGGGCAACCUGAAGGAGCUUCAUGUCAUGGAUGUGGCUGGCAACAGGUUAGAGAACCUCCCCUUCUCCAUCACAGCGCUGAACCUGAAGGCGGUUUGGCUGUCGGAGAACCAGUCUCAGCCCAUGGUCAAGUUCCAGGCGGAAGACGACGAGAAGACGGGCGACAAAGUCCUGACGUGUUUCCUUCUUCCGCAGCAAGGUCCCUCCGCAAGUAUGGAAAAACAACAGACGUCAUUGUCCCGCAAACUUAUCGAAGAGCUGAGAAUAGUCCAGCGCCAUAGACUUCUCAACAAGAAAGAUAAUCUGCCAAUCGAGGAGCGAAUACGGAAACUACGCUGGUCCAGCCACACGGACGACACGGGCUACAAGUCAGGCAUGAUAAUGUUCCAAGACAUGGGGUGGGCAGAGGAUCCUCAUGCCCAGUUUCAGUAUGGAGGGUAUCUCCCGGAGGAAGAGAACUUGUUCCCCGACGGCAGAAGUAUGGAAGAUGCGUGGAACGAGCCGGUACCGGACCGUACGUCAAAGGUGUUGUUCGACGCGCCGGAAGAAAACGAAGAAGACAAACCGCAGACGGUAGGUUUUACAAACCCAGACCUCCCAAACACGACGUUUGUACGCCACAACACGCCACAUCCGCGGGAGCUGAAAACACGACACCCCAAGUACCUGGCCAAGCAGCAGAACAAGCAUUCAGACGAAGACGGUCACGUGAUGACUGCAGAGUCUGAAGAAGAAAAUGAGGAGGAAGAUGAUGAACAAACCCCUCUCAUGGUAACCAAUCAGCAUGCUGUACCACUACAACAACAACAACAACAACAACAUGUGGAACUAGCACAGGAAGAACCCAGAGAAGAGGAAGAAGAAGAAGAGUUGCUACCAGAGAGAACACAAGAAGAGAAUGAGGAGGAGGCUGAGGAAACAGAUGAUGAAGACCGCGAGAGACAGGUGACGUUCUCCAGUGAUACGGAAGACAUGGAGAAAAACGACAGCAAACUCCAGCGGAGAGACACACCUCACCAUCUUAAGGGGAAGAGACUUAAUCUUGACGAGGAAACAGCAGCUGACGCUGUGGCCGCCAUUUUACAGAGACAUCAGAGUCAAACCUCGCAGAAAGGAAUUGUGCUCAAUAGUUAUGCAGAUGGGGAGGAACCAGAGAUGGAAGAACAAGAGAUGACCCUCACCAUCCAGCGUCCCCCAGGGAUGGGUCUGGGUGUCAGCAUCGCCGGAGGGAGGGGCUCCACUCCUUAUAAGGGCGAUGAUGAGGGUAUCUUCAUCUCCCGAGUGUCAGAAGACGGGCCAGCUGGGAAGGCUGGGGUCAAGGUCGGGGACAAGUUGUUAGGGGUGAACAAUGUGCACCUGGAGGAAGCUGAGCACCAUGAGGCUGUGGACUGUCUGAGGAACAGCGGGAACACAGUACAAGUAGUGGUGAUGAGGGAGGUCAUGGUGGAGAGAAAACCCCUUCCACAGCCUUCAGUGGAGGUGCCUCAGCCAAGACCACCUAGCCCGCCUAGCAUGCCUGAUGAGCCCCCUACAGAAGUAAAGAAACAUGGCGUAUCAUUUGCAUCAGGCCCUGAGGUGGACAUACCAUUGGAGGUUGCCCCAUCCAACAACGUUUCCCUUGACCCCCCCACCCCAGCCAAGAGGUCAGGGGUGAGCUUUGCCCCCGUCGAGGGGGAUGACAGUCCAGAGGAGAGUACCUCCGACUCUUCAAGCUCACCCAGUCCCAGAGAAAGUCCCCAAGCCCGAGAGCGUGACGCAGAAAUUGCGAUAGAUCCUUCACCUCAAAUGAAUGUCCCUCAGCCAAGGCCCCCUAGCCCACCGAACAUCACGGUGCAGGAACCCUCGCCAAUGAAGAAAGUCGGAGUUUCAUUUGCCUCAGAGGCUGAACAAGAAGACGAAGAAAUACCUCUUGAGAUUGCUGUUCCAGUUACCAACACCCCUCCCGGCAGCCCCGAGAAGGCACUCACAGACGAGCAGGCCUCGGCAAAGAAACACGGCGUCACAUUCGCACCCGAACCAGAGGUGGAGAUUCACGCUGAGCAAACCUCUGCACAAGGACUGACCAUAGCAACCACAUUGGUGAGAGACCAACGAGGGCUCGGCUUCAGCAUAGCAGGGGGAAAGGGCUCCACACCAUAUAAGGGCAACGACACAGGUGUGUUUAUCUCCAGGAUAGCGGAGGACGGGAUAGCAGAGGCAGACGGCAAGCUUGAUGUCGGCGACAAAAUCAUCUCAAUAAACGGCACGGACGUGACAGAGGCGCGGCAUGACCAGGCAGUAUCCCUACUCACCUCGUCCGACCGCAUACAGUUGGUCAUUUACAGAGAACACCUCGUUAUCAAUCAGGACCCGCCCGCAUCAACGACACCCAAGGCACGGCCCCCCACCCCGCCCCCGCGUACCUCACCCGUACCACGCUCCCCCACCCCUCCUCCCUCGUACUCUCCACCCCCACCCCCACGAUCGCCCUCCCCACCCCCCACAUAUGAGAAUGUAGAAAGGAUAGUGUCGGAGAUGCAGUCCUCGGUAGUUAUGUCCUCACCAGGCCCCCUGGUGGAGCCCCCAUCACCCAUAGUCAACCAUGCUGAGGAGGAGGAAGAGAUGAAGGACUCACCUUACCCAGUGGAGGAAGUGACGUUGGUGAGGGAAGGCGGCCCCCUGGGUCUGAGUAUCGUCGGCGGGAGUGACCACUGUAGUCACCCCUUCGGCAUGGACGAACCUGGGAUAUUUAUCUCCAAGGUAAAGCCAGGUGUCCUGAAGAUUGUAGGAGGAGGUGCAGCGGACAAGACUUCCUUAAAGGUUGGGGACAGGAUUCUAAAGGUGAAUGGUAUGGACCUGAGGCAUGCCACACACCAGGAAGCUGUCCAGGCCCUGCUGUCCAACACACAUCAGAUUGACAUGGUCGUCAGACAUGACCCGCCACCUAGAGAACUACAGGAAAUCAACUUGAUCAAAGCUCCAGGGGAGAAGCUGGGCAUCAGCAUCAGAGGAGGGGUCAGAGGUCACCCGGGGAACCCCCUCGACAAGUCAGAUGAGGGCAUCUUCAUUUCCAAGGUCAGCCAGGUUGGUGCAGCUGCAAGAGAUGCGAGGUUAAAGGUCGGCAUGAGAAUAUUAGAGGUAAACAAUCAGAGCCUGCUAGGCUGCACACACGUGGAGGCAGUGCGAGCAUUACGAGCUGUCGGGGACAGGCUUCAGGUCCUGGUCUGUUACGGUUACGACGAGGAGGCCGUCAAGUCUAUGUCGCCGACGUCGAUCAUCGCUAACCCCAUGUUGAUCGGAGACGGAAUCCGCCGCGGGAGCCAGGACAGUAUAUCGUCCAUCGACAGGGAUUUGUCGUCAGACGAAAUGAGCAUCGUGAGACAGGAAGAAGAAAUGGUGAGAGAAUCGCAGGCAUGGGAGAAAGAAGAAGUGGAAAAACUGACUGGGUCCACUCCUGCGCCUGCGGAAGUGUCACCGGAGCGGUUAAGAAGAGAAAGAGAAGAACAGACUAGGAGAAUAGAGGAGGAAGCUGAAAUGGAGGCAAGAAGGUUAGCAGAGUUGCAGAGGAAAAGAGAAGAAGAAGAGAGGGCCAGAGAAGAGAGAAAAAGGCAUGAUGAGGAAGCUAAAGAUGCAUUGAGUAGGAGUACCCUGGUACAUCAAAUGGCACCUAGAAUACACCAUGUGGAACAACCCAAGCCAGAAGCUGUCCAACAGUCCAAAGACUCGCCUACGAAAGUGGCGCCACCAACGCUGCCCAAACCCAAACCCAAACCUGAACUCCUGGGUUAUAAGGACGUGUCUGCAUGCCCACCUAGACGACUUAGCGACCGGGUAUCCGAGGUAAUCGAUGAAGACAAGAUAGACGUCCCAAGUCCCGAGAAACUGGACUUCCGGGCGAAGCAGGCGAGAUUUGAAAUGGAAAUUGCUCAACAGAAAGGUGGAACAUUACCGAAAGCUAAAGGGCCUCCUCCGCCUAUUCCUAAGAAACCCACUAUCUUCAAAACCCGCUCUGUCGAUGAAGGCAACCGGCCACCCAAACCGCCUAAACCUCCCAAACCGGUGUUACCCAAGCCGAAAGACGGAGACAAGAGAGUGAGUUUGAUCAGUAAUGACGACCUUGCCAACCUGAAGGCUGAAGAAGAGAAGAGAAUGCUGUCCAUGUCCCAAGACGAGCUGAUGGCCCAGUAUCAGGAGGACUAUCCUGACAUCACGGACGACUCCUUAUUCCACGACAGCUCGUCUUUCAACAGGAUGAGCAUAGCAUCCAGUACCACCUCGGAUGAUUCGGCUUUCAGGGACCUGUCCUUACAGGAAACAUCCACGUCAAGAUCGAACACAAGCCCACUCGCCCCCACACCUCCCGACAUCAGGACAGCAAAGGCGGAGAAGCGUUACUACGAGAGGUUAAAGGCCAUGAGUCCUGAGUCGGUGACCUCUGACCCUGACCGGGCGCUCUCUCCGGCCGAGGAACGUGCCAGGCAGGCGGAGAAAAGAGCCGCCUGGAGACAAGCAAGAAUGAAGUCCCUUGAAGAGGACGCCCUGAAAGCACAGAUGGUCAUUGCCAAGGUCAAGGAGAUGAAGGUCAAAGGCUCGCUGGAGAGGCUUGCAGAGAGCCCCACCCCUAAAACUGUGCCAGACAGGUCAUCACAUGAAGACAAUGGAAAUGUGUCCAUAGACGCUAACGACAACUCACAAGAUUCUCCUGCAUCAUCACAGUCCUCGUCAUACACUGGUUCCUAUGGCAACUACAGUAGUCAACAUGCCAAUGGAGACAACAGUAGUCCGUCAGAGGGGAAAUACAUCGAACAGACGUCAUGAGACAUAAACUAUAGUCUCCUGUAGUUAAGACAUUCAUAAGACAAUGGCAGCUCAAGACAGACAAAAUCAACUCCUUAACUUUUCCUUCUUCCUCCAUAUUUGUCUUGAACUUUUUGUCUUUUUAAGACAACUUUUAAAACUGCUGAAUAUCAUUUUUUUCCCUUGAUUCUUCCUGGUUAGAUUUUUGUAUAGAGACUGGCCAGUUUCUCGUUACUCUUUUAUUGGUCACAUUUUGACAGAAACGAUUUAUUGUAGGUCCAUUGUCUUAUGAAUGAUGUAUAAAAAGGUGACAUAAAUGAUUGGGUGCAGUUUUCUGUAUUGAAGGAUAGAGCAAAUAUUUCAUCAAGGGCUCAAAGAGUUCUUAAUUUGAUUUUUUGUACUUUUUCUUUUAAUUUUCAUCUUCAUCAUACUAACAUUAUUACCUCAAUUCACCUCUGUAUAAUACUUCACAAUUCUUUGUAAAUGCAUUUGCUUUUGAAUUUGAUGUUGAUAUGUUGGGAGUUUUAACAUGUUCAUCCUAUAUGUCCUACUUUUGAUAGAUUAUUGUCUCAUUUUUAUAGCUUCUUUUCAAUUAGAUGUAUUGUGCUGUCAUUUUUUAAACAUAGAUUUUAGACUUUUUAAACAGGAAUCAUAGUAUUUGUUGUGUGGAUUUGCUGUACGGAAUAUCGACUGGCUAUAUUCGAUCUUCUCUCAAAUUUCGUUUGUUCAAGCUCUUAACCAACAGUGAUAAUUUGUUUUACUGUGAUCAUUAUUAGCAAUUGCAAAUAAGUGGUUUAUUGUUACAGUUAGAUUUGUCGCCUUUUUCAUUGUUGAUACGCUAGUAAUUAAAUGUUUUGCUUCGAAGUGAGCUGAAAACGUAGGGCUAGGACAUAAAACGUCAUUACCUAAAUCAGACUUAAGAAAUUGUUAUAUUCCGUUACCAUUAUUUUAUGAUCAACAUUUUUAAAGUUCUCGUUUGCACCUUGUAUAAAAAAAUUGCACAGAAUUCGGGCAAGAAUAAUAUGACGGUACACGAAAGUUUGUAAAAAGCACAUACUAAGCCUUUUUUAAGUUUUCUUUUGGUUCGAAUGCGAUAAAUGAACGGCCAAAAGAGGUCAUGUCACGAUUGUAAAUGCACUGAGUGGAGAUGGUCGAUUAUGUAUGUAGACAGGAGUGUAGUGUACUUUAGCUCUUAGCGUGGACAGACUUUCAUUGUAAUGUAAAUACAGACCCAAUGGAACGAAUCAUGUAUACUUAGGCAGCAUCCUACAAAAUUAAUGAAUUUGCAACCAAAUUGUGGACUUUCGAAAUGACUGGAAACUGGGAUCUACAUGACAAUCAUGAAGUCAGAGGCAAAAAAAAAUGUCCUGUAGUCAAGUUUUGGUCAACGGGGAUAUGUCUGAGCAAGGUUGUACAGUAACGAAUGGGGUUAUUUUAACUUUGCUAACUUCUCGCCAUUUUAGUGAAGUGAUCGCACACUUGAAAACAUUAAUGUCAGGAACAGAAAUUGUGUGAUCGCCCUAGAAACAUACCAUAUUCCUAUCAUAUACAUGUAAGUCCACAGUACUGUGGUGUUGUACAUGUAGGCCAAAUUUCAUGUCGAAAAUUUAAACCUUAGCUUCAUUAGAAUGGGCUCUCAUAGAGCAGUCGUGUUGGCAUUUUGAAAAAUAUCUUCACCUUGAUAUCAAAAUGGGUGAAAAUGAUUUUUACUCAUAUAUUUUUCAAAUGAACUCCCCGAAAACAGUUAUUCAGUGUGUAUAGUCAACAUCUGGGCCUAUUUCAAGUUUACUUACUGUAUGACUUUGAACACGAGUGCUGUUUUUUGUACAUCAUUUCCCAUAAUUGUAUAAAUGGCUGAGUGUACAUUUUUACACCCGUCUCACGAUGAGACGAUUACUACCCCCCAAAUACGAAAUGGUAUUUCCCAAGUAGUGCUUGUACCACUGUAGCGAGGUCGUGUGGGAGAUACCAUUUCCGGUUACUAUAGGUGACAAUAAAGACAGCAUUUUUAAAUCUUGCAGAUAUAUACUAAUGGUGCAAAGUUACAAUUUUGUAAAGGAACUAUAUACUCUGUACUGUACUGGUGACGGUACAGCCAAUAGAAGUGUACCUUCAAUUACUUGUCUUCAAUACCACAUUUCAAUAGUAACGAAAUAAGAAUUUUUCACUGCUCAAUAGUGUACGGUUGGUAGUAUACAGUUUUCAUAGUGGACUCGUCUCGAUAAAUAGAGUAAGGUGGUUUUAAGUUUUAUACAUGUAAGUCAACACAGUGGGUUAUGCUAGCCAAUUAUAAACUCUUUACUACAUGGCAACGAUACAGAAAUACUUUUAAGAGAACUUGAUAUUGUAAGAAGAGCUAUUUUUUGGCUAUACAUGUAUGUGGAGCUCUGGUUGACGAUUUUUGGCAGCAAAGAUCACUGUACAGUCUGACACUUUGUGCGAUAUAUACAGGUGUAACAAGUGAGUUGUCUAAUGUAAUUAUAUCUUAUAAUGUAAAGUUUUACACAAAUGGUUACCGCAUUUCAGUAGAAAUUCCACCGGAAACAGUGUAACAGUAUAUGCCUUGGAUCUAGAUAUAUGCAUUUGAUAUGAAUAUCAUAAUUGUAUUAAAUGAUCAUAUUUACAAAAUUGGUAAUACCAGUAUAGCAACUUUGCUAUGAUAUAUAUUGUAGCUGUUCUUGCCAAUACAAAAGUAUAGGAACUUGGUGUUACUAUUUCAUAUGCCUAUUAUAAAAGCCAUUGUCUUGUAGAUAACUCUCAUCAGCUCCCUGGAAUUUUCACUGAAAUGUGCGUGAUAGUUGUGUGCUGAUUUUUUUGUGAAAACUUAUUAUAAACUUUGACCAAAUUUUUGUAGCAUGUUUAGUGUUACUUAGUAGCUAUUUGUAAGGAUGGAACAAUCAGAGUAGGUGGAAAUCUCGCUCAUGGCUGUAUAUUGUUGCUCUGCUCUUUCUCUUUACUCCCAAAGAACUAAAAAAAAUCAUCCUAACUA
Branchiostoma floridae (Florida lancelet) is the source of this 8999-nucleotide messenger RNA. Its product is annotated as protein scribble homolog. The transcript has 56 exons. NCBI's taxonomy places the organism in Eukaryota, Metazoa, Chordata, Leptocardii, Amphioxiformes, Branchiostomatidae. Gene Ontology annotation, cellular component: postsynaptic density; postsynaptic membrane; adherens junction. Gene Ontology annotation, biological process: neurotransmitter receptor transport postsynaptic membrane to endosome; neurotransmitter receptor transport, endosome to postsynaptic membrane. Gene Ontology annotation, molecular function: protein binding. The coding region runs from base 173 to 6031 and encodes 1952 amino acids. The record is from RefSeq and is a predicted model, not a curated record.